AUGCGCCUCUCUCUCUCUAUCCUUGUCGGCCUGGCUGUGUCUGGGCAAUGUCAGAGCACUUUGAGCAUACCUUCAUCAUCAACAGUUUACAAGUUCACUCAGCCUGUUGACCACUUUGGUGCAAACAACAGCCAGUGGCAGCAGCAGUACCUUAUCAAUGCAACAUUCUACAGGCCAGGCGGCCCUGUAUAUAUGAUCACUCCCGGCGAAUCCACACUGGCAACAUACUACACCGAUCGCACGUUUGUCAACGAUCUGGCACGUGUGACUAAUGGGGUGGUUCUGGCAAUUGAGCACCGGUACUACGGGUCCUCGUACCCGAUGCCUGACCUUUCAGGCGCCAGCCUCAAGUAUAUGACACCCGAGAACGCUCUCGAGGAUUUUGCAUCGAUCCUGCGUCUGGUCAAGACCGACCCCAGCCGGAUCUUCCCGGUGCCGGUGAGCGCAAACUCGACGAUUAUCACAGCCGGAGGCUCGUACUCUGGGGCGAUCGCUGCAUGGAUGCGUGCAAAGUACCCGCAGCUGGUCAAAGGCGCCUGGGCAUCGUCGGCGCUGAUCAAGGCGCAGUACGAGCUCUACAGCUAC
Messenger RNA from Linderina pennispora, 585 nucleotides. RefSeq lists its product as uncharacterized. Gene Ontology annotation, molecular function: serine-type exopeptidase activity; dipeptidyl-peptidase activity. The transcript has a single exon. Gene Ontology annotation, biological process: proteolysis. The record is from RefSeq and is a predicted model, not a curated record. The annotation marks the transcript as partial. NCBI's taxonomy places the organism in Eukaryota, Fungi, Kickxellomycota, Kickxellomycetes, Kickxellales, Kickxellaceae.